GAGUACUUUUAGGGAAUGAUGGGAUCUUCAUUGUUGCUCGCUCAAUUUCUCUGCCUCCUUCUCUUCCAUUCCCACUCCCAACCUGCUCAUUCUUCUUCCAAUUUCUCCUCUUCAGUACAAUUAUGCCCCCGUGACCAGAGCCUGGCUUUGCUCCAAUUCAAACAUUCCUUUCCCAUGAUGCCUUCUUCUCCAUCUACAUUUCCAUGUUAUCCACCCGAGAAAGUGCUGUGGAAAGAGGGUACAGAUUGCUGCUCUUGGGAUGGCGUGACAUGCAACAUGCAAACUGGCCAUGUAAUUGGCCUAGACCUUGGUUGCAGCAUGCUUUAUGGCACCCUCCAUUCUAACAGCACUCUCUUCUCCCUUCAUCAUCUUCAGAAGCUUAAUCUCUCUUACAAUGACUUCAAUCGCUCUGUCAUUUCAUCUUCCUUUGGUCAGUUCUUGCAUUUGACGCAUUUAGAUCUAAAUUCAUCGAAUUUUGCAGGCCAAGUUCCCCCAGAAAUCUCCCAUUUAUCCAGAUUGGUGUCCCUUGGUCUCUCUUCCAACUCUGGGGAGCUGAUGCUGGAACCGAUUUCUUUCAACAAGCUUGCUCAGAACCUUACCCAGCUGAGAGAACUCUACUUGGGUGGAGUGAACAUGUCUUUGGUGGUACCCAGUUCCUUGAUGAACUUGUCUUCUUCUCUGUCAUAUCUCCAACUCUGGCGUUGUGGAUUGAAAGGGGAACUCCCUGAUAAUUUAUUUCGCCGAUCAAACCUUCAAUGGCUCGAUUUAUGGAGCAACGAAGGACUCACUGGCUCUUUUCCGCAAUACAAUUUGAGCAAUGCUCUUUCGCAUUUGGAUCUGUCAUAUACGCGGAUCUCAAUUCAUUUGGAACCAGAUUCAAUCAGUCAUCUGAAGUCUGUGGAGAAGCUGUAUCUUAGUGGGUGCAAUUUUGUUGGCUCGAAUCUGGAUCUAUUUGGUAACCUCACACAACUCAUUGAGUUGGGACUUGCAGGUAACCAGUUUGGUGGUCAAAUCCCUUUCUCGUUGGGAAAACUUAAGCAACUCGAGCACUUGGAUCUCCGAAACAAUAAUUUUAUUGGUCCAAUUCCUGAUAUUUUUGUUAAUCAAACGCAAUUGGCGUGGUUGCGCCUCUCGGAUAACAAUUUUCAAGGUCAUCUGCCAUUCUCACUUAGAAACCUUAAGCAGCUCAGUCGCUUACAACUCUCAGCCAAUAAUUUUACUUCCCAAAUUCUGAAUGAGUUUUCUAACCUCACUGAACUCACCGAGUUGCAUCUCUCAUAUAACAAAUUUGAUGUUCAGAUUCCAUUCUCACUUGGAAACCUUAAAAAACUAAAUUCCUUGACACUUUCUUUUAAUAAACUUUUUGGUAAAAUUCCGGAUAGUUUUGCUAACCUCACACAACUCACCUGGUUAGACCUCUCUUACAAUAGACUAACAGGCCUCCCUCGUCAAAUAAAUACGCUUACAGGUCUAACCACACUCUUUCUAUCUAAUAAUCAACUGAUAGGACACAUCCCAUCACUAUUAAGUAGGCUUUCAGAUUUAAACAUUCUCGACUUAUCUCAUAACUUUUUCAAUGGAACAAUUCCAUCCUCCUUGUUUUGUAUGCCUUCAUUACAGUUUCUUCUUCUGAACAAUAACCUCUUGUAUGGCCAGAUAAGUCCGUUCCUUUGUAAUUCAUUACAAUAUAUCAAUUUCAGUCAUAACAAGUUGUAUGGCCAGAUUCCACCUUCAGUUUUGAAGCUUAAACAUUUGAAAGUUCUUAUGCUUUCCUCCAAUGAUAAACUGAUUGGGAACAUCUCUUCUGUCAUUUGUGAGCUCAAGUUCCUAGAGAUUCUAGACUUGUCCAACAGUGGCUUUAGUGGAUUCAUCCCACAAUGCUUGGGAAACUUCAGUGAUGGACUCUCAGCAUUGCAUCUUGGUGGCAACAAUCUCCACGGCAAUAUCCCUUCAAUCUAUUCAGAGGGGAACAGUUUGAGAUAUCUCAACUUCAAUGGCAACAAAUUGAAAGGGGUGAUACCACCAUCCAUCAUCAAUUGUGUGAAUUUAGAAUUUCUGGACCUUAGUAACAACAUGAUUGAUGACACAUUCCCUUCCUUUUUAGAAACGCUUCCAAAGUUGAAGGUUGUUAUUCUAAGGUCAAAUAAACUCCAUGGUUCUUUGAAGGGUCCAACUGUCAAGGAUGCUUUUUCUAAAUUACAGAUUUUUGACCUUUCCAACAAUAACCUGAGUGGUCCUUUGCCAACAGAGUAUUUCAACAACUUCAAAGCCAUAAUGAGCGUUGAUCAGGAUAUGGAUUACAUGAGGACACACAAUUUAACUACUACUUAUGUUUAUUCUGUAAAAUUGGCAUGGAAAGGUUUGGAGGUUGAGUUUUCUAAAAUUCAAAUUGCCCUCACAACACUUGAUUUAUCCUGCAAUAAAUUCACGGGAAAGAUUCCAGAGUCCCUCGGGAAGCUUAAAUCUCUGAUACAGCUCAACCUUUCUCACAACAGCCUCAUCGGUUAUAUCCAGCCAUCACUGGGGAAUUUAACUAAUCUGGAAUCGCUGGAUCUCUCCUCAAAUUUGCUUGCUGGAAGGAUUCCUCAGCAAUUGGUAGAUUUAACAUUUCUUCAAGUCCUGAACCUUUCGUAUAACCAUCUUGAGGGACCCAUACCUCAAGGUAAGCAGUUCAACACAUUUGAAAAUGGUUCUUACGAAGGGAACUUGGGAUUAUGUGGAUUUCCCUUGCAAGUAAAAUGCAACAAAGGUGAGGGGCAACAACCGCCACCAUCAAACUUCGAGAAAGAAGAUUCAAUGUUUGAAGAGGGAUUUGGAUGGAAAGCUAUAGCAAUGGGUUAUGGAUGUGGAUUUGUAUUUGGAGUCUCUAUAGGAUACGUUGUAUUUAGAGCAAGAAAACCUGCAUGGUUUGUGAAGAUGGUUGAAGACAGUGCACAUAAAAAUGCAAAAAGGCUUAGAAGGAAGAAUGCUCCGGCCAGAAAUGGUGGAAGACGACACUAGCUACUCAGGGCGGUGUGAGAAGGUCAAUAAUGGCAGCAGUCAAGAAGAGGGGAUCAUCUUCCAGGCUAGUGUAGCUGCUUUUUCUUUUUUUUUACGUUGUGCGUUUGUAAUUUUAUUUUAAUCCAUAGAUUUAUGUCAUUGUAAGUUAAUAAUUUUACCAGAAUCAUAAUAAUAUAAUAAAUUA
This is a messenger RNA of Populus nigra (black poplar), 3184 nucleotides long. Its product is annotated as receptor-like protein Cf-9. Gene Ontology annotation, molecular function: protein binding. The record is from RefSeq and is a predicted model, not a curated record. The coding region runs from base 16 to 3000 and encodes 994 amino acids. The transcript has 2 exons. Lineage: Eukaryota; Viridiplantae; Streptophyta; Magnoliopsida; Malpighiales; Salicaceae.